AUGAGUUCCUCAGACAGACAAUGGGUAGAUGCUGCAAGCGGAGGAUCUUUUCUGGAUGAAUUGCCACAAGCUGCUAGAGAGUUGAUUGAACGAAAGGCAACUGAUAGCCAACAAUAUGAAACAAGAGCAAAUUCAGUAACGUCGUUAAGGGGAGUGCACGAAGUUGAGACUUAUCCAGCAAAUGAAAAAAAGAUGAAUGAAAGAAUAGUUGGGUUAGGAAAGAAGCUUGAUGAGAUUGCAAGCUUGUUCAAAACUUCAACUCCAAAAAGUGCAAAGGUGUGUGGAAUUUGUACUUCAACAAGCCAUUAUACUAAUGAAUGCCCUAGCUUAACAAGAACUAUUGUGGAGGAACCAUCUCAAGCUUUUGCUGCCAACAUGUUUGGAGAAAAUAGAACAUCUCAGAAUAAUUAUGACUUGUCCUCUAAUAGGUAUGAUCCAAGUUGGAAAAAUCAUCCAAAUAUGAAAUGGGGUAAUCAACAACACGAGCAACCCUAUGUUCCUCCUCAAAUGAAACAACAACCUCAAUUAGAUGUUGCAUCGGUGGUAGAAAAUUUUAUGAAGGUUGUGGUUGAGCAGAAUGGUGAAGUAAAAACGACGAUUACUAACUUAACUCAAAGGGUGGAGAAGUUAGAAUCUAAAGUUAAUCAAGGAUCAAGUCAACUACCUGCACAAACUGUGGUCAACCCGUGUAAUGUAAGCGCUAUUACUUUAAGAUUGGGUAAGCAGGUACGAGGACUUGAGGAAGCCCAAGAGAAUGAAGAUAAGGAAAAAAAAUUUGCACCCAUUGAUAAAAGUGGAGGAUCAGGCGAACCAAUACCAUGUACAUCUGAGACUCCUACACCCACUAAUAACUCCAAGUUAGUAUCCUCUAAUUCUUCUUCUUCUUCUAAUUCUUCCCAAUCUUAUUCUCCCAUUCCUCCCUAUCCAAACCGUUUGAAACCGAAAACUAAGAAGUUGGAGGAGUUGGACUAA
Molecule: messenger RNA, 972 nt
Organism: Vigna unguiculata (cowpea)
Lineage: Eukaryota; Viridiplantae; Streptophyta; Magnoliopsida; Fabales; Fabaceae
Source: RefSeq, a predicted model, not a curated record